Molecule: messenger RNA, 1373 nt
Organism: Laetiporus sulphureus 93-53
Lineage: Eukaryota; Fungi; Basidiomycota; Agaricomycetes; Polyporales; Laetiporaceae
Product: NAD-P-binding protein
Exons: 8
Coding region: 409-1320 (303 amino acids)
Source: RefSeq, a predicted model, not a curated record
CAUCAUUUGGUGUUGUCGAAAGUAGUCCGGAUAUCCCUGCAUAUCCUCUUGAAGGCUGCAUGCGUGAUCACUCUCUAUCUAGGAUAAGCCCGCUCGGAGUCUUGAAGCUUCGCCGCGGCUUGGGAGCUUCCUAACGAGGCGAUCUCGAUGCCGAAAGCUUGCGUAUACACGGACGGCACUGUGGGGCGGUUACUUCGCGUGCAAUGGCACAACAAGCGAAUUGCUAUUGCGUGUACGCGUAUAUCACGGCUUGCUCGAAAUCCCGAUCCGAUCGGGAAAGCUACAGAAUAAAACUCUCGUUUGUACAGCGCAGCCGGAGACUACUUCUGCCUCACUUUUGACAGACGAAGCCCUGUGCAAUUCCUCAUUCGCGCAUCAUCAUAUCCCUCUUAUCCUUGAACAAUCAGCAUGGGGAUCCUAUCAGAAGUGUACUAUGCCGCCGUCUUGUUCUGGCGUGUCUUCUUCCCUCGAGGCGACUUUACUACAGCUACGAUGCCUGACCUCACGGGCCAUGUAAUUGUGGUCACAGGCGGAAAUACCGGCAUUGGUUGGGAGACGAUCAAGGCUCUCCUGGAGCAUAAUGCCAAAGUAUAUAUGGCGUCGCGCAGCAAACAGCGCGCUGAGGUAGCCAUUGCACGUCUGAAGGAGGAAACGGGCAAGGAAUCGAUUUUCCUUGAACUGGAUUUGGGUAACUUGAAGUCGGUGCGGAGGGCUGCUGAUGAGUUCCUAAGCAAGGAACAGGAAUUGCAUGUGCUAUUUAAUAACGCUGGCGUCAUGACCCCUCCCAAAGAACAGCUUACCGCGGACGGUUACGACCUGCAGUUCGGCACUAACGUCAUAGGCCACUUCCUGUUCACCGAACUGCUCAUGCCUGCACUCUUUGCUGGCGCCCAAUCGUCUCCCGAUCACCACGCGCGCAUUAUCACGACCUCUUCCGGCGCUGCUAUGCUCGGUCAUAUCGACUUUGAUUCUUGGAAGGAAGGCACCGGCCGACAAAAGGCAUCGGUCAGAUCCUUGUAUGGUCAAAGCAAACUUGCGAACGCGAUCGUCGCAAGGCAGAUCGCGAAGCGAUACGCGGAUAAGGGGAUCAUCUCCAUCUCUGUUGACCCAGGGAGUAUCAAGAGCGAUCUUCAACGUUACGCCAGGCAGCGCACCGGGGUCGAAGGGUUGCUCAUAAGCAUCGUGUUAAAGCUCCUUCUGCGCCCGACGCCUUUCGGCGCGCUUACGCAACUGUGGGCGGGGACGAUGCCCGAGGCGAUCAAUGCCAAUGGAGAGGUACGCAUCCUGCUCCUGUUUGCUUCACGGUGGGAUGGAGAGUAAAUUAUCGCUUUAUGCAGUUCGCGGUCCCGACCGCACAAGUCGCUAAAUGUCGC